AUGAAUAUGCGCGCUGCAGGACAGGCGGAAAUGUUGUGCUACGUGUUGAUUUACAUCAGGUUCAUCAAGGAUAACUCCCUUGCCAACGCUGUGCUUUCAGUCCUGGUGGUGUUCAUUUCGCAGUUCAUUCAACAAAUGGUAAUACUGUACGAGCACAGGUUCAGGGUGGGUGCUGAAGAAGUGGAGCACGGUGAGGAGUUAUCUACCAUUUUCAAAGUUCUAAUGCGAAGCAUACGGUAUUUUCAAAUUGCUUUCCUUCUGCAGUUUUUCUCCUCUAUGGGAUACCAUCUCACAUUUGAUAUUUCAGAAGAUGUAUGUUCUUGGAAACAUGGCUACAUCUUUACUGAUGUGAUUGGUGAGUUUGAUUGUGGCCGCGGUGGGAAGCUGUUCGUCUUUGGUCUUGACUUGGUUAUCCUAUUACUAGAGCUUCUGGCAUUUGACGAAAACUUUACGAAAUGCGUCCGUUCUCCUGACGGGACCCUUCAAGAAACACACCUCGAUGGAUAUGAAUUCCAUAGAUAUGGGAUUUUCAGUAUUUUGAGAUUCGACUCAUAUAAUAUUGAAGCUCACGAACUCAAAUUUACAAGUGAUAGGCAUGAUGUGCUUCAAGCUGAAAGGUACGGUAGCACCGUAUAG
Molecule: messenger RNA, 636 nt
Organism: Lachancea thermotolerans CBS 6340
Lineage: Eukaryota; Fungi; Ascomycota; Saccharomycetes; Saccharomycetales; Saccharomycetaceae
Gene: VLD1
Product: Vld1p
Exons: 1
Coding region: 1-636 (211 amino acids)
Source: RefSeq, a predicted model, not a curated record